Rotaria sordida is the source of this 909-nucleotide messenger RNA. The record is from the annotation of a GenBank genome assembly. NCBI's taxonomy places the organism in Eukaryota, Metazoa, Rotifera, Eurotatoria, Philodinida, Philodinidae.
AUGGUUCGAAUUGCUGUAUUGGGUUGUGGGUCUAUGGGUUUAAAAAUCGCAGGCAAUUUUGCCUACUUUGGUCAUAUUGUAAAGAUUUUCGAUGCUGAUUUGAAACAAUUGGAUACAGCAUGUGAGCGUAUUCAUUACGAUGAAGAUCAAUUAUAUCGUGAUGGUCUUAUUGAAGUACCAAAAUUUUUAGGUCAAAUAUUAUGUUUGAAUCGACUUGAAGAUGCUGUUAAAGAUGUUGAAUUUAUUUUUGAAUGUGUUAUCGAAAAUUUAGAAAUUAAACAAGUAUUACUUGAAAAAGCUGCUCAAUAUGCUUCAUCUAAUGUCAUCAUAUGCUCAAACACAAUGCGAUUAGAUUUAGACAAAAUGUCAGAAAAUUUACCUCAUAAAGAAAAUUUUGUCGGUGCACGUUUUCUUUAUCCAGUUUAUUAUGUACCUGAAGUUGAACUUAAUCCAACAAAAUCAACAAGUACACAAACCAUAUCUGCCAUACGAAAAUUACUCGAACGAAUGGACAAAGUUCUUUAUUUUCGUUCAUCAUCUGAUCCAUUAAUACUCGACGAAGAACAACGAGAAAUUAGACGAAAAGCUCGUAUUGAAUCAUUAAAAAAGAGUAGUGGAAUAAUGGUUGUUCGUGGUCGAACAUUACCUGGUUUGACAUCAUCAAAUCGAUUUGAUCAUGGUGGCAAUCGUAAUGAUUUAAUUGAAAGUGGAAAUAACAAUGGUAAUAAUUCAGCAGUAAGUGAAAAUGUUGAUUGCUCAAUUUGUAUGGAUCGACCACGUAAUUCUGUGAUACGUUCAUGUAAUCAUUUUGUAACUUGUUAUGAAUGUGCACGUUUAUUGUAUAAUCGAAAAGAUCCAUGUCCAGUUUGUCGUAAACGUAUUGAUGAUGUUAUUCGUGUUUAUACGUGA